Callorhinus ursinus (northern fur seal) is the source of this 453-nucleotide messenger RNA. RefSeq names its product chromosome unknown C6orf52 homolog (gene CUNH6orf52). The record is from RefSeq and is a predicted model, not a curated record. Lineage: Eukaryota; Metazoa; Chordata; Mammalia; Carnivora; Otariidae.
AUGGCGGGGCAGGAGAGUUUUGCAGGUUUUGGCAUAGCUCAACAAAAUCAUUAUUACUGGUACUGGCAAAGGGGGAAGCCAGUGUUCCAACCCUGCCAAGCUUACCACUCCGGCAACUGGUUUGAACAACAGCACAGCGGUUACUCCCUUUCUGUCUCCACCUGUGGCUGUGCAGCAGCUGGAAAUGGACUCGACCUUUCUGUGUGGGAGACCUCUGGACCCCCAGCUGAAACUCUGGUCCCUCCUAAGGAAAGCAGAGCUCUGGCAGAGAAGCAAGAUGAAGACUCACUGGAAGAUCCAAACCUUCAUGUGAAUAUUGAGGAAUUAAACAAAGAGUUUAUGGUGAAAAGUGAGGAACUCUACGACUCUCUCAUGAGUUGCCACUGGCAGCCUUUGGAUACGGUUCACUCUGAAAUCCCAGAUGAGCCCCCAGAGAAGCAUGAUGUUCAUUAA